This is a messenger RNA of Cajanus cajan (pigeon pea), 1278 nucleotides long. NCBI's taxonomy places the organism in Eukaryota, Viridiplantae, Streptophyta, Magnoliopsida, Fabales, Fabaceae. The record is from RefSeq and is a predicted model, not a curated record.
AUGUCAGGAAUUCCAAUAAUUAAAAGUAGGCUCUGUAAAAAGAAAAUUCUUUUGAUUUUGGAUGAUGUUGACAAAUUGAUGCAAUUAGAAGUACUUGCAGGUGGACUUGAUUGGUUUGGUUCUGGUAGCAGAAUUAUUAUCACAACCAGAAAUAGACAUCUACUACAUUCUCACGGUGUUAAAAGAACCUAUGAAGUAGAAGGAUUAAAUCAUGAAGAAGCCCUUGAAUUGUUUAGCUGGAAUGCUUUCAGAAGCAAACAGGUCAAUCAUUGUUAUUUGUACAUUUCAAAGAGAGUAAUACAACAUUCUAAUGGCCUACCGUUAUCUCUGGAAAUAAUAGGCUCAGAUUUAUAUGGUAAAACAGAGUUGGAAUGGAAGUCAGCAUUAGAUACUUAUGAAAGAAUUCCUCAUGAAGAUAUUCAGAAAAUUCUAAAAGUAAGCUAUGAUGGCUUAAAGGAAUUUGAAAAAGAAAUAUUUUUAGACAUUGCUUGCUUCUUUAAAGGAUACACAGUAAGUUAUGUCAUAAACAUGCUAUAUAGUGGUCGUGGCUAUGCCCCAGAUUAUGCUAUCCAAGUGUUGAUUGAUAAAUGUCUAAUAAAGAUUGAUCAAUGUUAUGUGAAAAUGCAUGAUUUGAUUAAAGAUAUGGGUAGAGAAAUUGUACGGCUUGAAUCACCCUCAAAACCAGGUGAACGCAGUAGAUUAUGGCUCUCUAAAGAAAUUCUUCGUGUUUUCAAAGAGAACAAGGGGUCCGAUAAAACUGAAAUCAUCAUGUUACACUUGGUCAAAGAUAAAGAAGUGCAAUGGAAUGUAUCUGCAUUAGAGAAGAUGGAAAAUCUUAAAAUAUUGGUGGUAGAAAAUGCUCGCUUUUCUAGGGGACCAAGUGCUCUCCCAAAAAGUUUAAGAGUGCUAAAAUGGUGUGCAUAUCCUGAAUCAUCACUGCCUGCUGAUUUUGAUCCAAAGAAACUUGUCAUAUUGGACUUGCCUACGAGUUCCUUUACAUUCAACAAUCAACUAAACAUGAAAUUUAAGUCUUUGAUGGAACUGAAUUUAAGCGGUUGCAAAUUACUAAAAGAAAUACCUGACAUGUCUGGAACACCAAAUUUGAAGAAAUUGUAUCUUGAUCAUUGCAGAAAUUUAGUUCAAGUACAUGAUUCUGUUGGAUUUCUUGAUAAACUUGAAUUUUUGACAAUGGAUAAUUGCACCAGUCUUAAGAUUCUUCCCCUUGCAGUUACUGCGAUUGCGGGUAUUGCGAUGCGGAUUGCUGCUGUUGCGGUGUGA